AUGAGUAAAAAUGGAUUGUUUACCACAGCACUAAAAAGACUUGUUAAUGAAGAAAAACUACUAAAAGAAGAAACAGAAAAUAUUUUUUUAGCAUUUCCUAGAGAAGUAGAAGGAAAUAUUUUUUAUAAAACAUGGGAUAUUUAUUUCCGUCUUCCUUCUGAUAACUCAUUGUACAAAAAUAAAAUAAUAGAAGCAGAAAUGACAUUUCCUCAAGAUUAUCCACUUAGACCACCCAAGUUUGUGUUUAAGACUAAAAUGUUCCAUCCGAAUAUUUAUGAAGAUGGUAAAGUUUGUAUUAGUAUUUUAGAGGAGGAUAACCCUGGUCCUCUUGGAUGUGGAGAUUCUGAAUCUAGGUGGACGCCAGUACAGAAUAUUAGGAUUGUAUGUUUGUCAAUUGUCAUUUUACUUGAUAAUCCAAAUCCCGAUUCACCGGCAAAUGUAGAUGCUGCAAAGAUGUUUAGAGUUGAUCCCAAUGGUGAAUAUAAAAAAAUAGUAACAGAUCUUAUUCAAAGUGAGAAUAAGAAGAUGCUAAAGAAACGUAAAAUAAAAGAAAUAUUAAAAAUGUUUUAA
Vairimorpha ceranae is the source of this 570-nucleotide messenger RNA. Its product is annotated as ubiquitin conjugating enzyme e2. The coding region runs from base 1 to 570 and encodes 189 amino acids. NCBI's taxonomy places the organism in Eukaryota, Fungi, Microsporidia, Nosematidae. The record is from RefSeq and is a predicted model, not a curated record. The transcript has a single exon.